GUCGAUGAAUUAAUAGACGUGGUAUGUGUUAUGCGUUAAGUUGCCCAACAUAUCGUACAGUACGACCGCCUCCACUAUACGUUCAGUCUAUCCGCGGCAGCCAACAUGUACAGGGCGGGAGCGUUGGUACAGCGCCACGGGCGGGCACUCUCAACGGUAGGCCGCAGAACACUGAACCACAGCAAGAGGUCCCCCGCGGGCGUCCCUGCCCUGGCCCCCGUAACGUCCUUCCGCCACGUGCACACCACAGCGCCCGCCGCGAAGAAGGACGACAAGGACAAGCGAGUCCCGAGACCGACCUUGACGAAGCGCACCCCGACGCCCGAGGUGAAGAAGGCGGCGGCAAAGGUCGCGGGCUGGAAGGACACAUGGGACCCCAAGAAGCCGUCCAGCGCCUCGAAGGCCAUCGCGGCGGCCCUGGGGAAGAAGGGCGGCGACGGGAAGGCGCCGGAGGCCUCGUCAGCCUUCAAGGGCGCGACGCUGAAGGACAUCAUUGCCGCGCAGCCGGAGAUCCUGCAGCCGGCGAAGAAGAGGGAUGAUUCAUCUUCGUCUGACUCCGACAAGGCUCCGGAAAAGGCCGCAGCGGCGGGUGAGAAAACAGAGGCAGCUGCGCCAGAACCUGUGAAGGAAACAGCAGGAAAGGAACCAGUCAAGGAAGCAGAACCAGCUGCAGCUGCUCCAGAACCAGCUGCAGCUGCACCAGAACCAGCUGCAGCUGCACCAGAACCAGCUGCAGCUGCACCAGAACCAGCUGCAGCUGCUCCAGAACCAGUCAAGGAAGCAGAACCAGCUGCAGCUGCUCCAGAACCAGUCAAGGAAGCAGAACCAGCUGCAGCUGCACCAGAACCAGCUGCAGCUGCUCCAGAACCAGUCAAGGAAGCAGAACCAGCUGCAGCUGCACCAGAACCAGCUGCAGCUGCUCCAGAACCAGUCAAGGAAGCAGAACCAGCUGCAGCUGCACCAGAACCAGUCAAGGAAGCAGAACCAGCUGCUGCUGCACCAGAACCAGUCAAGGAAGCAGAACCAGCUGUUGCUGCUGCUCCAGAACCAGUUGCCGCAGCCGCAGAACCUGUCCCAGAACCAGUCCAAGAAGCAGCGGCAGCGGUCCCUGAAUCAGAAGUUUCUCCAGAGGCUUUGUUGCAACAAGCAGAUGCUGCUGCAGCAGCGGAAGCCGCCGCAGCAGCCGCUGUCGCUGCAGUAGAAGCAGUAUCCACAACGCCUUUGAGUGAAGACACCGGAGAAGAGCCGUUGGGAAAAGUAACAGCUGUCAUCGGUGCCGUGGUCGACGUGCAAUUCAAGGGAAGUCUUCCACCUAUUCUCAAUGCCCUGGAGGUGGAGGGUCGCACGCCGAGACUCGUGCUGGAGGUGGCGCAGCAUCUCGGCGGUAACACAGUACGAACAAUUGCCAUGGACGGCACAGAAGGCCUUAUACGUGGACAAACUGUGACUGAUUCCGGCAGUCCCAUUUCAAUUCCAGUUGGUCCGUCGACACUCGGCAGAAUCAUGAAUGUUAUCGGCGAGCCCAUCGACGAGAGAGGACCCAUCGACUCCAACGCCUUCGCCGCCAUCCACGCAGACGCACCGAGCUUCGAGGACAUGAGUGUUGAACAGGAGAUCCUUGUGACGGGCAUCAAGGUGGUGGACAUGCUGGCCCCUUACUCGAAGGGAGGGAAAAUUGGUUUAUUCGGUGGUGCUGGCGUGGGCAAAACCGUACUCAUUAUGGAGCUCAUCAAUAACGUGGCCAAAGCUCAUGGUGGAUACUCUGUCUUCGCCGGCGUGGGAGAGAGGACGCGCGAGGGAAAUGAUCUGUACCAUGAGAUGAUUGAGUCCGGAGUCAUUUCACUCAAGGAUGAUACGUCUAAGGUAGCCCUCGUGUACGGCCAGAUGAACGAGCCCCCAGGUGCGCGAGCUCGCGUGGCACUCACCGGGCUCACUGUGGCGGAGUAUUUCCGAGACGAAGAGGGCCAAGACGUGCUGUUCUUUGUGGACAACAUUUUCAGAUUUACACAGGCAGGUUCCGAGGUAUCUGCCCUUCUAGGACGCAUUCCGUCGGCGGUGGGAUACCAGCCUACCCUUGCGACCGACAUGGGCAGCAUGCAGGAGCGAAUUACCACGACCAAGAAGGGGUCCAUUACAUCAGUGCAGGCCAUCUACGUGCCAGCGGACGACCUGACGGACCCUGCCCCCGCCACGACCUUCGCCCAUCUCGACGCCACCACCGUGCUCUCCAGGGGCAUCGCCGAGCUCGGCAUCUACCCCGCCGUGGACCCCCUGGAUUCCACGUCGAGGAUUAUGGACCCAAAUAUCAUCGGCGAGGAGCACUACGCGACGGCCAGAGGCGUUCAGAAGAUCCUACAGGACUACAAAUCCUUGCAGGACAUCAUCGCCAUCCUGGGCAUGGACGAGCUCUCCGAGGACGACAAACUGACGGUGUCCAGAGCUCGCAAGAUCCAGAAGUUCAUGUCGCAGCCUUUCCAGGUCGCCGAGGUGUUCACUGGCUACGAGGGGAAGUUCGUCAGUCUUGAGAACACAAUAAAGAGUUUCAAAGAAAUCUUAGGAGGGACCUACGACAAUCUCCCCGAAGCCGCUUUCUACAUGGUCGGCGACGUCACAGAAGUGGAGGCGAAGGCAGCUCAGCUCGCGCAAUAGGGGGGCUUUCCUUGUACAAAAUAAAUUAGAUUGAGAAAUGCUUUUUACUAAUGAUUUAGGAGGAAGUCAGGUAGGGUGUGUAUAAAAAAAAGAGACGAAGGGAUAUUGCAGAAGAGUUAUAGAGACUUAGGGUUGAUGAAAUGUCCAAUGUUGUGAUAAACGCAGAAUAUGAUGGUUUUUAAUAAAAUGAUAUUUUGA
Molecule: messenger RNA, 2847 nt
Organism: Penaeus monodon (black tiger shrimp)
Lineage: Eukaryota; Metazoa; Arthropoda; Malacostraca; Decapoda; Penaeidae
Product: ATP synthase subunit beta, mitochondrial-like
Exons: 11
Coding region: 106-2649 (847 amino acids)
Biological process (GO): proton transmembrane transport; proton motive force-driven mitochondrial ATP synthesis
Molecular function (GO): proton-transporting ATP synthase activity, rotational mechanism; ATP binding; ATP hydrolysis activity
Source: RefSeq, a predicted model, not a curated record